Molecule: messenger RNA, 1629 nt
Organism: Lottia gigantea (owl limpet)
Lineage: Eukaryota; Metazoa; Mollusca; Gastropoda; Lottiidae
Exons: 7
Coding region: 170-808 (212 amino acids)
Source: RefSeq, a predicted model, not a curated record
AAAAACACUUCCGAUGGCUAAAUUUAUUCUUCGUAUUUGAAGAGUUCAAUGUUUAUAAAUAGUGGGACCAUCUGACAGAUGAUAAACAAAAACAGAUCAUUAUUUUGAAUAAUAAAACUAGCACGCAAUACUAGAAUAUUAGUUGUGAAGAAUUCUUCUCAUCUGUAAAAUGGGCUAUGUGACAAUAAAAGAAUCCACCAAUGACAAAUUGAUAUUAACAAGAGAACCUGGUAUUUAUGCAUGGAGUAUUCUUUUAGGUGCAGUUACAUUCGGGUUGGGUGCUGCAUAUUAUGGUUCAGAUUAUAUAAUAUGGAAGAUAAUGUAUGUUAGUGGAGCUGUGUAUAUUGGUAUAUCAUGUAUGGAUGAAUGGGAGAUUUGUGAAUUGAAUAAAGAAACAAAAGAAAUCAGAUUAAAAAGAACCAGCAUGUUACAAAAACUAUUACCUUUUUACUUUGAACAGCACACAGUUGUUAGUAAUCUGGAUGAAAUAGUUGAUGUAAGAAUUGAAGAACAAGAUGUAAAAUAUUUCGGUAAAAGUUAUCAAGUUGCAUUGGUAUUAUCAUCUGGCAUAUCAUUAGGUGUUACUGAUGCAUUUACUUUUGGUAAUGAUAGUGAUCACAAACAAAUUGCAGAGAAAAUAAAGAAAUUCCUAGAUUUAGAAAAUAGACCAGUUUAUCCUAAAAGUGAAAAUGAUAUAGAUAUAUUAGGACAGGGAGAUGAUGUUGAUGAUGAUUCCGAAGAUAGUUUUGAACAGAUAGAUCCAUCAGAAGUUACUACAGAAGAGGAAAAUGAUUCACUUCCUUUGUAAUUUGUGUCCAAAUUUUUGAGCUUUGUGAUAUUAUAAUUUUAGACUUUUGAGUAUAUUAUAUGGGUUUUGUUUUAGAGGUUAAGGAUUCUAUAUAGCCAAAGUUAUGGCUAUUUCAAAUAAUAAUCAUAUGUGAUUUGGACAUUAGGAAAUCCCGACUAAAUAUUAGAAAUUCUAAAACUGGUGUGUUACUUAAAGAAAUGUUACCUCUUAGAAUGCACUUAAAUCUGAUAAAUCCAUAGUUAUAAACAACUUAUAAGCGUUUUUCUUAAAAUACUUAGUUUUAUGGAUUUAUCAGAUUAUAGAGGUAUUCGUAAGUCGUAAGAUGAAUUUAUUCUCUUAUUGGACAUGUUUGAAAAUCUAAAUUUUAUGUUCAUUCUAAGAGGUUAGUAUUACUUUUAGAUAUUCCUUUUAGAUAAUUUUUACAGUUUUGAAUGCAGCUUGGCCUUUCCCUGAGCAGAAAUUGUCUUGUAAUCUAAGUUAAGGGUAUUUUUCGUGUUGGGUAUAGUCAACCUUCUUUUUUGUGCCAUUCACCUUAUAAUGUAAAUACCCUUCAACAAACCAUGGACAACUUGGUAAACAAAACUCUUACUUUCAGCCCAAUGCAGUUUUAAGCAUCACAAGUUUCAUUCUGAUACUGCAAACUGCAAUCGAUUUAUUGUUGUUUUUACACAUUUUAGUGCAUAAAUUUAUACAUUGCUUGAUGUAUUGUGAUUAUCAAGUAUGAAGACAUUUUGGAGAUCUUGUCUGACAAGGCAGGCAAAUACAGAGACAACCCCUAUGGUGUCAUUACUAAACAAUCCAAAUAAAAUAGUGUACCUGGU